UGCUCAGGUUUGUAGCCUAGGAGUGACAGGCUAUCCCAUUAUAGACUAGGUGUGUAGUAGACUAUCACAUCUCAGUUUGUGCAAGUGCACUCUAUGAUGGUCACACAACAACAAAAUUAUAUGACAAUGCAGUUCUCAGAGCGAAACCUUGCCUAAGAGAUACAUGACUAUACUUUUAAACAAGGUAAAGAAAAUACUGUGUGUAGAAAGGUCUUGCAGAAGGUUUGAACCACAGAAACUAAAGCAAGAUCUGCUUCUAUAAGGAGUCUAUUAAUGUAGUAUAUAUAAUGUAUUUUAAAAUAUGCCAGAAGAGCUCAGUGCCUAGAGCUGAGGAAAAAGACAGUGAAUUCGUAACAUCCUAUCUGGGUUAUUUUUUUCUUAUUAUUUAAACCUGCUCUUUGCAUUGCCCUCUUUCUCACCUCUCAGGUCAGGAGUCUUGUGUAUGGGAUCUGGCAACCCUUUCACUGAUACCUGGAAUAGCAUCUGAAUGCUGAGGCCUCCAGGGGGAAAGGCAGCCCCUGACCAGUGCUGCAGACCUAGUACUCACCUUUUGCUUAGCUUCACUAUCCUUCCAACCUGAGUGUGCCUUCAUCCAGUCCCCAAACUUAGAAAACAGUAAAGACCAGAAGAAUGGGCUUUUGCUCAGUCUGCUUAAUCAAAUUUUUAAAAUGAAAAACAUCUCAUUUGCCUCUAGUUAUGUAAAGAAGAAAGAAGCAGAGGGAGAGGAAAGCAGAUUUUCCUCGGUCCAUUUGUUCAACACAAAGAUAGUCUUUUAGUACCAGCCUGUGUCAUUCUCUUGGGAGUGGUAAAGAGGGGGUUUCAAUCUGGGCACUUUUAUUUGGAAAGAUAAUCUUUGACUUGCAUUUCUAAAAUACAGUCUGGGCCAAUAGGGACUGAUUCAUGUGGUCAUUGAAACCAGGUUCCAGAAGAAAGAAUUAUAACAAAAUGCUAUAAACCGCUUAGUAUGCCUCUAAUUUGUAAUAUUUACCGGAUAUGCUUUCCUGUUCCAAAAAAGGAAAAUUAAAUAUUAUUUCAGUUUUUCUGUGGCCCCUUGAUAACCCUCUAAAAUCUCUAAAGCUAGCCUUGAGAUGGUCUGGGCAGAGAGAUUUGUAGAAGUUGGGAAUGAGAGCUCUAUAGUACCUGGUUUCUGGGGAUAGAGGGUGGGUGGUGUCUGGCUUUGGUUCUUUGGAAAACCCUUCAGUUUACCCUGUGGGGACCAGGGCUCCCCAUCAAGCCGGACCUCAGACAUUGAGUCUGGCAGCAUAUUGUACUUCUAGUGUGUCUGAUUAACAUAGUUGAGCAAAACCUGUUUUACAGUUUGUAGCAAGAGAUGUUUGUAAUUGCCUGGUGGAUUUAACAGAGAUACAGCCAUCCUAUUUUAGGCCACUUUUGCCCUAUUUCUGGAUGUGGAGUCACAAUUUUCAUGAAUAAUACUAAACCUCUGCAUGAAGCCUGCUAUUCAUGAUUAGUAUUGAACUUGUCAUACAGAAAAAGUCCUGUGACAUGAUCAGAUUCCUGGAAAGUUCAUAUCUGAAUAUAACAGACCCAGCAGGAGCCAGGGGGAAUGAAUGUUUAGGGACAAAGCAGAAUCUGGCUGAAUGGUGGGCCAUUGUGUGGAAACCAGAUCUCUGCCCCUUGGUGUGUUAUGUGUAGAGCUACAACAAGCAGGAGGCAGACCUGAAGUACAACUCAAAUGGGAGCAGAGGGAAAUCUGAACUGCUCUUGACCUGCAGAGCAUGGAUCAGAACUUACUGUUAAAAGAACAACUCGGAGUGCCUGGAAACCUUGGCUGCUACAAGGAUCAUGGAAACCCACCUCCUCUAACUGGCACCAGUAAAACGUCCAACAAACUCACCAUACAAACUUGCAUCAGUUUUUGUCGGAGUCAGAGGUUCAAGUUUGCUGGGAUGGAGUCAGGCUAUGCUUGCUUCUGUGGAAACAAUCCUGAUUACUGGAAGUACGGGGAGGCAGCCAGUACCGAAUGCAACAGCGUCUGCUUCGGGGAUCACACCCAACCCUGUGGUGGCGAUGGCAGGAUCAUCCUCUUUGAUACUCUCGUGGGCGCCUGCGGUGGGAACUACUCAGCCAUGUCUUCUGUGGUCUAUUCCCCUGACUUCCCCGACACCUAUGCCACGGGGAGGGUCUGCUACUGGACCAUCCGGGUUCCGGGGGCCUCCCACAUCCACUUCAGCUUCCCCCUAUUUGACAUCAGGGACUCGGCGGACAUGGUGGAGCUUCUGGAUGGCUACACCCACCGUGUCCUAGCCCGCUUCCACGGGAGGAGCCGCCCACCUCUGUCCUUCAACGUCUCUCUGGACUUCGUCAUCUUGUAUUUCUUCUCUGAUCGCAUCAAUCAGGCCCAGGGAUUUGCUGUUUUAUACCAAGCCGUCAAGGAAGAACUGCCACAGGAGAGGCCCGCUGUCAACCAGACGGUGGCCGAGGUGAUCACGGAGCAGGCCAACCUCAGUGUCAGCGCUGCCCGGUCCUCCAAAGUCCUCUAUGUCAUCACCACCAGCCCCAGCCACCCACCUCAGACUGUCCCAGGUAGCAAUUCCUGGGCGCCACCCAUGGGGGCUGGAAGCCACAGAGUUGAAGGAUGGACAGUCUAUGGUCUGGCAACUCUCCUCAUCCUCACAGUCACAGCCAUUGUAGCAAAGAUACUUCUGCACGUCACAUUCAAAUCCCAUCGUGUUCCUGCUUCAGGGGACCUUAGGGAUUGUCAUCAACCAGGGACUUCGGGGGAAAUCUGGAGCAUUUUUUACAAGCCUUCCACUUCAAUUUCCAUCUUUAAGAAGAAACUCAAGGGUCAGAGUCAACAAGAUGACCGCAAUCCCCUUGUGAGUGACUAAAAACCCCACUGUGCCUAGGACUUGAGGUCCCUCUUUGAGCUCAAGGCUGCCGUGGUCAACCUCUCCUGUGGUUCUUCUCUGACAGACUCUUCCCCUCCUCUCCCUCUGCCUCGGCCUCUUCGGGGAAACCCUCCUCCUACAGACUAGGAAGAGGCACCCUGCUGCCAGGGCAGGCAGAGCCUGGAUUCCUCCUGCUUCAUCGAUUGCACUUAGGAGAGAGACUCAAAGCCCUGGGGCCCGGCCCUCUCUGCAUCUCUCUCUGAUCUAGCUAGCAGUGGGGGUGUCAGGACAGUGAGGCUGAGAUGACAGAGGUGGUCAUGGCUGGCACAGGGCUCAGGUACAUUCUAGAUGGCUGUCAGGUGGUGGGUAGCUUUAGUUACAUUGAAUUUUUCUUGCUUCUCUAUUUUUGUCCACACACAAAUCAGUUUCUCCUGAUCUUUAUGUCUUGGAACAGGGCCAGACAGGGAGAACUCUCAGGUACUCUUGGGAGUUGGUCCCAUACAAGUGCGGACUCCUGGACAUUAGCGAGGUGUAAAGAGGGCAGUGUCUGUGCUGCCCCGGCAGCUUUGCUCUCCAGAUGCUGGACUAGGGUGGGCCUCCUUCAGCCUGGGAGGGUCUGAGAAUAAGAUCUAGUGACCCCCAUUUAUAUCAAACCUGAUACCUUACACAUGGGCUUCUUUCUAGAUUCUUCUUUCCAUAGCUCAUGGAGCUGCAGGGAAAGCUUUAAGAGCUUUGGUCAUAUAAAACAUCCAUUCAGCUGGGCGCGAUGGCUCAUGCCUGUAAUCCCAGCACUGUGGGAGGCUGAGGCGGGCAGAUCACCUGAGGUCAGGAGUUCGAGACCAGCCUGGCCAACAUGGUGAAACCCCGUCUCUACUAAAAAUAUAAAAAUUAGUCAGGCGUGGUGGCAGGCGCCUGUAAUCCCAGCUACUCAGAAGGCUGAGACAGAAGAACAGCUUGAACCCAGGAGGCUGAGAUUGCAGUGAGCCGAGAUCGCACCACUGCACUCCAGCCUGGGUGACAAGAGUGAGACUCUGUCUCAAAAAAACAAAACACAAAUAAACAAAAAAAAUCCAUUCAUUUACUCAUGCAAUAAAUUCUCCUGCAAGCUUUUAUGGGCACUCAGUAAGUACUCAGGAUUGGCUUUAUCAGCCUUGCCACUGAGCAGCUCAUGGUCCUAUGGAACCUGAGCCAGGCCUCAGUCUCUCCAUGAUUGGCUCAGCUAACUCUCAGUUCAGAGUGGAGAGUAUCAAUCUUGUGUUUUUGCCCUUAGGCAGCACUAUAUGAGACAUGGGGCCUGUGGUCCUUCCUUCUGGUGUCCCCCGUGUUAAAAGAUAAAAAACACCCCAAGGGCCGGGCGCGGUGGCUCAUGCCUGUAAUCCCAGCACUUUGGGAGGCUGAGGCGGGUGGAUCACGAGGUCAGGUGAUCGAAACCAUCCUGGCUAAGAUGGUGAAACCCCGUCUCUACUAAAAAUACAAAAAAUUAGCUGGGUGUGGUGGUGGGCGCCUGUAGUCCCAGCUGCUCGGGAGGCUGAGGCAGGAGAAUGGCGUGAACCCGGGAGGCGGAGCUUGCAGUGAGCAGAGAUCACGCCACUGCACUCCAGCCUGGGUGACAGUGCAAGACUCUGUCUCAAAAAAAAAAAAAACACUCCAAGGGCCAUCCGUGCUCUCUGCCCCUCCUGUGGGGACCAAGUGGGGUUAGGAAUGGCUCAGUGGGGAAGGAGAGCACUCUUGUCCCCAGUCCCUUGCCACCCUGUCCCUUAGAUAGGGAGGUGGGCUGCAGAGAUUGGUGCCAGAAGAGGGUGGGUUUGGGAAUUGGAGCUCCUCCAAGGAGCUCCUCCUAAGAUUGAGUGCUGCAGCUGUAGUGGCUGCUGGUUGGGAGAGUAAGUGCCAUCACUAAUUUAAAAGUCCUUGCCAUCUGGAAUCAGGCUUUGUCAACAGCAGCUGAGAAAAGCAGCCUGUGCCUCUGCUGGCCAGGCCUAGGCCCUCGUCAGAGCGUGCCUCUCCACAAGGCACUUGGGCCUGGGUGAUUGUUGCGCCUCUGGCUUUGGCGUUUCCUCUUUGCAGCACUUUGCCUACCUCCCCCAAGCCCUGAGCCACUGCCUGCUGGGGCUCCUACUGAGGUUCUGGAAACACCUCUGCACCUGCCGCCCCUGGGAGGAAAGAGGGCCACACAGGAAGUGUCUGCAGGGAGAGGUGGCACUCGGCAGCCUGAGUUCAGGAGAGGUGCUUGGAGCUUCAGGCAGAGGGGCCUUCAGAGGAGGGAAACGGAGCAAUGUGUCACAGGCAGGCAGGGGCAGGACUGCCACCCCAGGCCCCGUGGGAGGCCUGCUGAGGGCACAGAGCUGCUCGGUGCAGCCUUCAUGCUUUGAUCUGGAAAGAGCAGCUGUCCGCAGGCCUCUGUCUCCAAGAGGCCUGUCACACAGGAGGACCGCUGGAAACAUACCAACACGUGCAGUCUCCCCUCCAAGCUAUUCAUGCUGUUUGUGGAAUCUCUCUCAAACAUAAGUGUCAGGUGUGUGUCGUCCCAACGGGUCCUGUGCUGUGAAUAGAUCCAUGUGCAGCACAAAGGGAAUGUGGCACGUGGCCCCAGGAAGAGUUCACCCGGCCAGGGGGCAGUUGUUCAGUUGCCUGGGGCUGACACUGACCACUGGCCUCUGGGGUGUCCUGCAGCCCAAAUGCCCACCUUGCCCUCCUCACAUCUCAGUCAGGGGAGGCCAUGCCCAAGCCAAUGUGCUGUCACAGCCUGCAGCGGGGGCAGCACUUCCUCGGAGGGCCUGGGAGGUGCUGGGGAUGCCCCAGCGCUUCUCUUCCUGCCUCGCCCUGGCAUGGCCCAGCGCCUCUAGGAUCAACUUACGAUCCGUGGAGCAGCCCCGGGAAACCCAAAUCUGGCUCAGGACAGCGUACGGGCAGGAGGGCUGUAAAUCAUCCCAGGCUAAGCCUCCGUGGGCACUGGCUCCUGCCGCAGCCUGGCUAUGGACUCAGUUAGAACCAGGUAGAAAGUCAGCGACACCCCACAGAAGGCCACUGCGGCUAGGUAAACACCUGAGAAAGAAACUGCUCCAGAAGAGAUGACGUGGGCUUCCAGGAGCAUGGAGGAGGUGGCACUUGAACUUUUAGGAAACUCCUUAGAUGAGAUAAAGUGGGGGUUGGAGGUGGCGAAAAGAGGGUAACCCUGGGAAAGUCAGUCAGAACCCAUGGCAGAAGACUGCAGGAGAGGCAGGGGAGGGGCUUCGGGGACCACUGUGGACAGAGCUCUGAAAGCACCCUGGCCAAAGCCCCUCCUGAGGUGACAGAGCGUGGGAGGAGGCUGCACUGGGCCUGCGUGCCAUCCUCACCCCUGUUCCCCGCUGGCGCCAGGCCCUGCCUUCUUGGUACCUGUGCCAACAGGAGAGCCCUCACCAGCCGAUCUUGUCACUCUCCGUGGUGACAGUGUCUUGGCCAGCUGUGGCCCCUAGUUUCUAGCAGCGUUUCUCAGUGUCCUUGGCCCUUCUGAGAAGGCAGGCGGGAGGCACACGGUGCCCUGUUCUUCCCCGUUUGUCCAGUUGCUUGCAAAGCAGAGAAUGAGUAGGAGUGAACCCGAGUGACUUCACCCGCCCUGUCCCCCACGUCAGGACAGGCUUGAGGCCUCUCUGGGCGUGAGCGAGGAAACCAGGCUGCUCUAACUUCUGAAGAGUGGGCUCUGGCUCAAGACUCCAAUCGGCCAGAAGCCCACAGAGAUCAAAGCACUAGCAAGUUCAGCUGUCCUGGCCCUCGGGUAGAACCCACGGGCGUGCCUGGGUGCGGCUCCACCCACAUGCCCCACUGUCAGCCCAGGCAGGAGCCUUCCUGGCCGGGCUCAGGAUCUGCCUGCAGCCCAGCCAGGCCAUCACCCAGCCCCGAUGCAUCCUGGCACUGCACGCUUACUCUUCACAAGCACUUAUACGCGGAUGGCCUCCGAGACCCUGCCUCCCUGGUCUGCUGAGGUCAGGCCAGGUCUCCCACGGAGCCGGGCAGCUCCACACCCCACCACCUGGCACCGUUAGGUUUCAGAUCUCCCGUGUGGUGUUUGAUGUCGGCUUUUGUUCCUACCUUGGGAGUUUGGAUUGUUUCCUCUGGUGUCUUUGUUUACCUUCCUCACUGUUCUACCUCCUGGCCAGGUCUCAGCUUAGCUUCCCUGGUGUGGGGUGUUUUUCAAGCCUUCCAGCCACAGCUGUCUCCCCUCAGGCUGGACGGCUCCGGGGUGACAGGGCUUCACCCUCUGCCUGCAGACCCCUGGUGGGCACAUCUCACAGGCUUCCGUCUUGCUGAGUUGGGUACGGAGGCAGAAGUGGGGUGUGGAGGAAAGUCAGAGGGAAAUCUGCUUCAGAAAGGAAGGGUCUUUAGACACAAAGACUGGAGGCCCUUCCCCGCCCGCACGGGAGCUGCCAUCGUGGGUCUCAUGCACGUCAAGACCUUCCCACAUCCAAACUCAGCUUCCAGCAGGGAUUUUGACUUUGGAUGACAAGGCUUUAUUUGUAAAUAUGCUCUUAAUAUGCAACUUUGAGAAUAAAAUAGAAACAUCAUGUAUUUUAAAAUAUAAGAUGAAGUGUGACGCACUGUAUACAAUUUAAUAUAUAUUUUUAGGGUUUUGUUAUUUAAGAAAAUGGAAUGUAAUGGUACUUUUACAAACGAGAAAAAAUGUUAUUUUUACUUUCUGGAAAAAAUAAAUAUUCUCAUUGUUGUAGAAAGA
Messenger RNA from Homo sapiens (human), 7557 nucleotides. It is a transcript of the gene KREMEN1, whose product is annotated as kringle containing transmembrane protein 1. Bases 1737 to 2849 code for a protein of 370 amino acids. NCBI's taxonomy places the organism in Eukaryota, Metazoa, Chordata, Mammalia, Primates, Hominidae. Gene Ontology annotation, biological process: apoptotic process; negative regulation of axon regeneration; negative regulation of ossification. Gene Ontology annotation, cellular component: plasma membrane; neuronal cell body. The record is from RefSeq and is a predicted model, not a curated record. The transcript is spliced from 7 exons.